This is a messenger RNA of Camellia sinensis, 1392 nucleotides long. Its product is annotated as thiamine thiazole synthase 1, chloroplastic. Gene Ontology annotation, biological process: thiamine biosynthetic process. NCBI's taxonomy places the organism in Eukaryota, Viridiplantae, Streptophyta, Magnoliopsida, Ericales, Theaceae. The record is from RefSeq and is a predicted model, not a curated record.
UUCUCUCUCCUUCACAACCCCAUCACACCCCCCCUGAAAUCACACUUAGCUCCACAGUACUCCAUUCCCUUCCCUGCCCUUCCCUUCCAUGGCAACUAUGGCUACAACUCUCACUUCCUCUCUUUCCUCCAACCCCAAGACUGACUUCUUGGACACCCACCAAUCCUCCUUCCAUGGCGUCCCUCUUUCUUCCCCAAUUCGCCUCCAACCCAUCAAAUCCACCCCACACAACCUUUCUAUUUCCAUGUCCGCUUCUUCUCCUUCCUACGAUCUCCGAUCAUUCACAUUCGAACCCAUCAAAGAAUCGAUCGUUUCGCGCGAAAUGACUCGACGGUACAUGAUGGACAUGAUCACCUAUGCUGAUACUGACGUUGUUGUCGUCGGCGCUGGCUCUGCUGGCCUUUCCUGCGCUUACGAGCUCAGCAAGAACCCAUCGAUUCAGGUGGCAAUCAUUGAGCAAUCCGUCAGCCCCGGCGGUGGUGCAUGGCUCGGUGGACAACUCUUCUCAGCCAUGGUUGUCCGGAAGCCAGCACACUGCUUCCUUGAUGAGCUCGGUAUCGAGUAUGACGAGCAGGACAACUAUGUGGUGAUCAAACACGCAGCUCUGUUCACAGCGACCAUCAUGAGCAAGUUGUUGGCUAGGCCAAAUGUGAAGCUCUUCAACGCUGUGGCAGCUGAGGACUUGAUUGUGAAGGGAGGGAGAGUCAGCGGUGUUGUGACUAACUGGGCUUUGGUGUCCAUGAACCAUGACACACAGUCCUGCAUGGACCCCAAUGUGAUGGAGGCUAAGGUAGUGGUGAGCUCUUGUGGACAUGAUGGUCCAUUUGGGGCCACCGGAGUCAAGAGGCUGAAGAGUAUCGGAAUGAUUGAUAAUGUCCCAGGGAUGAAGGCCCUCGACAUGAACACGGCUGAGGAUGCUAUUGUGAGGCUUACAAGGGAGAUUGUGCCCGGGAUGAUCGUUACUGGCAUGGAAGUUGCAGAAAUUGAUGGAGCCCCAAGAAUGGGGCCUACAUUUGGAGCAAUGAUGAUAUCGGGACAAAAGGCAGCUCACCUAGCAUUGAAGGCAUUGGGACAGCCAAAUGCACUGGACGGAGCAUAUGUUGGAAGCGUUCAACCUGAGCUUAUCCUAGCUUCGGCAGAUGCCAUUGAAACUGCAGAUGCUUAAGCGUAGUUCUAGCAAAUAUGCAAGCCUAAUAAAGAAGAGUGAACAAGAAAGUAGUAGUUGGGAUGAGAUGGUGAUGGUUGUGAUGGCAAAUCCUUAAGUGGAUGAGUAAAUUCAAUGGCUUAGAUGUAAUUAGGCCAAGUUUUUGAUUGUGUGCGUCUCCUUUUGCUUUCCCUUUCUUUUGGGACUUGGAUUUGAGAAAUGGCAGCACUUGGUUCCUUUUGUUUUUA